AUGAAAAUCGAUCUUCUUUCCCCACUUUUCAGACUUUCCAUUAAGAUGUCCGUGCCGGCGCCCAUGAGAUACAACCUAGAGUACUGGACUAAUGCGGGUGAUCUGCAAGAUGCCCGCAGUGGGACAAAUCCUGCGGCGGAUGGACAGGCAAAGGACAUCCGUACUUCCGUAGAUCCGCUGGAUCUUUCAGGGUCUUACCUAAACCAGAAAAUGGCUGUCGCUAAGGAGGUUAAGUUUGAUAUGUUGAGGCGUCUUCGAGUCGCUGAUUACGUGACCUUGUCAAAUGCUCUCUGUGGAGUCCUCGCGAUCUUCGCCUCCACGCAUCAGUUGUUCAUUACAGCUCACAUACUCAUUUUCUUGGGGUAUGAAUUCGAUCGCUUCGACGGAAUGAUAGCCAGAUGGCGGAACGAAACCUCCGAAAUGGGCAAGCAACUUGACAGUUUCUCCGAUCUUGUUUCGUUCGUUUUAGCUCCGGCAUUCAUGCUCUACAGCCUUGGGCUCCGCACGCCAGCAGACCAGGCAAUUCUCACCUUCUUCGUCCUCUGCGGGGUUGCGCGGCUCGCUAGAUUUAAUGUCGUUUCACACUUGACACCCAAGGAUGCACAGGGAAAGUCACUCUACCACGAGGGCCUUCCGACUGCGUAUGCGGCCCUGAUCAUGUCAACGGCUGUGGCUGUCGCUCAGUGGUUGAGCUGGACGGAGGAGGUGAUCUUGAGCGUGUACUUCCCUGGUAUGUGGGGCGAGGUCCAUACUGCCACUGUUUUGGUGGCUGUUCUUGGGGCUGGGAUGAUUAGUAAAAGGUUCAAGCUGAAGCUCGAUGGGGGACUAUCUAUUCCCGCCGCGACAGUGGUUCUCUUUGGCGCUUGUUGGAUGAAAAAGCUGGUGAUUGUGCAGUCUGGGCGGAGGGCGAUGGGCUUAUUUCGGGUGAACCGUAUGGAUGUGCGUAAUUCACAAUCCCUCAGAGCCGUCCGACUCACCUCCCCCUCGGAUCUCAACAAGAUCCAACACUUGGACGUGACCCUCCAAACAGGCCGCGAGAACCUGAUAGUCAUCUACGGCGGAUCCUUCAACCCCCCGCACAAGGGCCACCUAGAUGUGCUCCUCUCUGGACUGCGACCCGAGCUCGGAGCCGCGGCAAUGCUCGUCCUCCCCAGCGAGGAUUUCCAUCUCUGCCAUAAACUCGCCAGCAGCCAAUCGAAUUUCUUUCUCAGUCGAACCCGCCGAGCGGAUCUUCUCGAUGCUAUUCCGGAUAUCCCGAAAAAUCGCGUUUGGGUGUGGAGCAGUACAUGGUAUCCGUUAAAACCAUUUAUGGAAACAGUAGUGCGGCUGACGCAGGCGGAUGGGUUCGAGGUGGCUUUCACGCAUCUGGUUGGACCGGAUAAUUUGAAUCUGGAGAACCCGUUGGACAACUAUCCGUAUGAGUUGCCAAGGAUGCUCGUUUCGAAUAAGGCGAGACAUGUCGCCGAGCAUUCCGGCAGUGAUGGAAGGCCUGCAGCGUGGAAGGGAUUUGAGGAAUGGUCUCGUUCUGACGACGGGGACAACGGCGAGAAUGGGGAUAGAGAAGCGGUACUUUGGACGUGCAUUGGGGUGGAUGAGAGAAACUUGAAGAGGAAAGGCUAUUAUUUGCAAUUUGCGAGGCCUCAUUCUACCGAUAUCAAUUCGACCGACUUGCGAAGGGAUUUGGUCCAAGCCUACCGUCUGGAUGAAGAAAGCCUCAAUCGACUGAGCACUGAAGCUUUAGUUAAGCUUCUGGAGCGACACGGGCAGUAA
Messenger RNA from Aspergillus affinis, 1770 nucleotides. Its product is annotated as CDP-diacylglycerol-serine O-phosphatidyltransferase. Gene Ontology annotation, cellular component: membrane. NCBI's taxonomy places the organism in Eukaryota, Fungi, Ascomycota, Eurotiomycetes, Eurotiales, Aspergillaceae. Gene Ontology annotation, biological process: phospholipid biosynthetic process. The transcript has 9 exons. The coding region runs from base 1 to 1770 and encodes 589 amino acids. The record is from RefSeq and is a predicted model, not a curated record. Gene Ontology annotation, molecular function: phosphotransferase activity, for other substituted phosphate groups.